Dermacentor andersoni is the source of this 2538-nucleotide messenger RNA. The record is from RefSeq and is a predicted model, not a curated record. Lineage: Eukaryota; Metazoa; Arthropoda; Arachnida; Ixodida; Ixodidae.
CGCCGGCAGCGACAUUCCAGCGCCACUGCGCGGGGAGCUGAAAUCCUGUCUUUCACCUCCUGUAAUUUAUAAACUUAUCGAUUGAGGAGAGUUUUCCCAUUCGUGAGUGAAUACGUGUUGUUCGUUAUUUACGAGUAAACCGCGCGCGUACCAAGAGCUCUUCGUGCAAGUGGCCUCUGUUCUGCUUCGCGCGGCCCAAGACGGUCAAGUGGGAGCUGUCACCCUUCACUGAAGGUGUUGUGAUGAAUGAGAACAUGCUUUCGGACUGCAAUGUUCCGCAGCAAAACGGUGGUCUGCCCAGCAAGCGCGGACGUAUUGGCCGUAGAGACUGGUUGUGGGGUCACGUUGCUUGAAAUGCUUGCAAGCAGAGCAAGCGGAGUGCUGCAGUGCGAGAUGGACUAGCGCCGAGAGGUUCGUGCUCCAUUGUAGCGACAGCGUCCGAGUGGCCGCGCGCGCGCGCGCUUCCGCGCCCGCCUGUGCUGGUCAGCGUCAUGAUGGCUUGUCCGAAAGUGAUCCUGGCCAAAAGCACUGCGGCCGUCGGGGGCCUGCCUGCAGGCGGGCCGCUGGGGCAGCCGGCGGCUAUGGCCUUGCACACGUCUGCCUUCUGCCCCAUCAACAACGUCGACUUGAACAGAGUGGUCGCGCCGCCCCUGACCAACUACACCAUGUCCUACGUGCAGCCUACUCUGUUCAGCAGUACUCCGAGCUAUCCGAGCAAGUACGACGUGUUCCAAGUCCCAGGAGGUACACUCGUGGUCCCACGAAGUGCAGAUCUUACGAGCUACUUGGCGCCGCCGCCUCCGCCACAGCAGCUCUUCUACUCGCCGCUGUCCCUGCAACCGCAACAUUCGCACUAUGCAUUUUUGAGCAACACGGCUGUGCAGGCGCCGCCGUUGGUGCCCUUCAGCUUGCAGCCGCCCGAACAAACAACAUUCCCUUCGUUUGUGAAUAACGCUUUUGUGUCUAAUCCGAACUACGUAAGUCCACCGGAGCCGCUCCCAUCAUACGGCUCGGCGCAUUCUAGUGAUCUUUUUCUUUCGAGUGGAACACAGUUUCUACAGCAGCCAGAAACAUUUCCCAAAGUCUACCCACUGCUGGAAACCAAGCAGGAUCCACCUGAGCCAACCAGCUAUGCAGCACCAACAACAACGCCUUUUGAGAGCUUCCACGGAGAUACCUGCACAAGCCCGGCGCCGUUCUCAACCAGCGGACCGUACACGAGCCCAAAGUCACUGCCGUUCCCCAAGACGGGCCUUCCUGCACCCCGACCUAUCUUGGCAUGCCCACGUGCCAAGGAAGUUGCUACCCCGGUCGCCCCUGUGCCAUCGCUACCGGCAACGGGGCUACUUUCGCCACCAUGCCCGAGGCCCCUGCAGAGAACGUUUGAGCCUGAUGCCAGUUUCUCGCUGGGUACUCUAAGAGCAGAGCCCGAACUACCGCUCUGCCACGGUGAGGAGACGCGACUUUGUUUCGGUUCCCCGCCAUUGUCUGCUUCCUCUCUGUCCAGCUUGGAUAAUGCCAGCACUGCGGACACUGCCCGGGUCACGCUCACCGACUCAUCCAGCACCAAUGAGUUUCCCCCAGUGGAGGUUAGUUUACCAGAUGAUCCUGUGCCCCCCUUCCCGCCUACACCUCCAGCCCCAGCCCCAGCCCCAGUGCCAGUGCCAGCACCAAUGCCUACGCCACCUCCAACGACACCACAGCUGCAAGAACUUGCCAUCGAAAAAGUGCAUGAUGUCUAUGCUUUUGAAACUAAUUCGGAUGAAGAGAGUGGAGUACCCAAGUUCAAGUUUCAAAAGAGGCACGAGGUGGCCAAAUACUGUUAUGGGGGCAGUGCUCGCACACAGCCUUUCAGACGCCGAAGCAGUUAUGACAUGUUUGACUUUUUGUCAUCAGUGCAUCGCAAGGCACCAACGCCAGAGACUCAUUGCAAAGAUGAAGAGACCGAUGAGUGUGUUCAGCGACGUCGUAGCAUCCAGGAUAAGGAACUAGCCACAAUAAUCAGCUUCCACUGCCUUAAGGACAGUGCCAAGGCCACAGUGGGUGUUUACCGUUCAUUAAUCCAUGGACGAGGGCUUUACUCCAAACGGGACAUAGAUGCUGGAGAAAUGGUGAUUGAAUAUGCAGGACAAGUGAUCAGGUCAGUGUUGACAGACAAACGGGAACGGCUAUAUGAGAGCAGAGGCAUUGGCUGUUACAUGUUUCGCAUUGAUGAGGACCAAGUAGUGGAUGCCACAACCCAUGGUAAUGCUGCCCGUUUCAUUAAUCACUCCUGUGACCCCAACUGUUACUCCAAAGUGAUUGCAGUGUUUGGUCAAAAGCACAUCAUCAUAUAUGCACUCAGAAAAAUUCACAAGGGUGAGGAACUGACUUAUGACUACAAAUUUCCGAAGGAAGAUGUCAAGAUUCCCUGUUCAUGUGGUGCCCGCCGUUGCCGCAAGUUCCUCAACUGACCAAGGUGCCUUCUCCCAUGUGCCCGUGUGACCAUUCCCCUUGUACAUAUAGCUUCCAUGUCAGUAAAAUAUUCAAAUAUGGUUA